GCUUUAAAUGUAGGUGUAGUAGGUGCAGUAGGUGUAUUCCAUCGUGCUUUACUGUACGACUUACUGUUCUUGGCACAGUUUCUGACCAUCUCCUAGUACGAACAGAGCUGGACCUCGAAGUGAUUCCCGCGGAAACUCAUUUUAAACUGUUUUCUUCUCUUUUUUUUUUUUUUUUCUAAUAAAUUACUUCUAUUUCCCGUAAAAAAAAAAAUUAAUGAAUAGUUUAUCAGUGAAUUAAAAUUAAAAAAAAAGUUUUAUUAACCAACAAGUGUUCUACAGUUUUUCACAAUGGAAAAAAUUCAAGUGAACACCUGCUGUGGAUGUUUUUCAUUAAAAACCGGCACGAUAUUUACCGGAAUAUGUGGAAUAAUACUAUCAAUAAUAACAUUAAUCCUGAUAUUUACCCUCAACAUCGAGCUGAAGAUGAUAGUGCUCGACAUACUCGACAAAUCGAUCAUUAGGAUCAUCUUUGCGAUAAAUCUCUGCAUGACGAUAUUAAUCUCGACAUUAUUGAUUGUUGGGGCGCUCCAAAAAAACACGUUCAUGAUGCUGCCCUGGGUCGUAUUAGGAUUAAUGUUAGCCAUUGGAGCACUUGUAAGUGUUUUAUGCACGUCAAUAGCUUCUAUGGCUAAUCACAAAGUUCUUAACGGCGUUCUGUGCCUGAUAUUCGGCCUGAUAUUUAUUGCGAUUUAUACUUACUUGUGGGUGGUAGUGUAUUGCUUCUUCCAACAAUUGAGAAUCGAGAAGAACAAUGUGAAAGUCGGGCCUUACGGACGACCUUACAAUUAUCGACGGCCAUAAGAAGAAACAAACGCCGUUUGAAUAACGGAGAAUAUUAACCAAAGCCUUGCCUUAAGUGUUCCUUACUAAUUUAUUACCGAUAAAUUAUUAUAUUUAUGAUAAAAGUAAGGAACAUUUUAUC
Cotesia glomerata is the source of this 922-nucleotide messenger RNA. RefSeq lists its product as uncharacterized. The transcript has 5 exons. The record is from RefSeq and is a predicted model, not a curated record. Bases 289 to 801 code for a protein of 170 amino acids. Lineage: Eukaryota; Metazoa; Arthropoda; Insecta; Hymenoptera; Braconidae.